ACAGAGAACACGAAGACGGAUUCUUGCAAUAAUGGCCGAGGGAAAUAGACUCUUCAUUCUUCAAGAUUAAUAUAAAUAGGCAUUGCCAUUGCCAUUGGUUUCCUGCAAAAUUAAUAAGAAUCCACCAAUUAAAUUAAAGAGUAUGGCAACGGCCUGGAGAAGAAGCACACUCUGUUUCCGUGAGCCAUGGCCGGCACUGCACCACCCCCACUACUACUGCUGCUACUAUCAGCUUCCUCUUGUCGUGCUUUGUUGGCUCAUCAUCCUCGCCUCCUUUCUUGUGGAGAUAACUGGAGUAGAAGCGACCGUGAGCGGCGAGGGAUGCUUGCCGAGGGAGAGAGAUGCUCUCUUGCUUUACAAAGCCGCCAUCGAAGAUCCUGCCGACCGAUUGUCGUCUUGGCAUGCCCAAGUGGACUGCUGCACAUGGACUGGCGUAGUCUGCUAUAACAAAACGGGCAGCGUCCGAGUGGCGGAACUCAACCUUGGAAAUCCAAAUAUCUACGAAGAAGACACGGUUUUGAGGGGUGAGCUGCUGCAUCCUUCAUUAUUGUCUUUGACUCAUUUGCAAAGCUUAAAUCUCAGUUUCAAUGACUUUGAGGCCACCCAAAUUCCACCUCUCGUCGGUUCUCUUCACAAACUGAGUUAUCUUGAUCUUUCUUGGUCCAACAUUGGUGGAACCAUCCCCCCUCAUCUUGGAAACGUAACUAAUCUUCGUUAUCUUGAUCUUUCUUGGUCCGACUUCGAUGGAACCAUUCCCCCUCAUCUUGGAAACUUAACUAAUCUUCGUAAUCUUGAUCUCAGAGGAAAUUUUAAUCUUUAUUUUCCUAAAGAUGGUCACAGCCUAGACUGGCUCUCCGGCCUUUCUUCUUUGAUUUAUCUGGACAUGUCCAAUUUGAAUCUCAGCGAUGCUUUCCAUAAUUUGGUAUCAACAAUCAACAUGUUACCUUCUCUCCAACAAUUAAAUCUACAUGACUGUAUUAUUAGUAAUAUCCCCCUCUCUCUCAAUUUCCCUCUCAACCUCACUUCUCUCACAACUCUCGAUCUUAGUUGGAAUAACUUCAACUCUUCUUUUCCUAAUUGGUUGUCGAAUCUCACAAGCCUUUCGUCUCUUAAACUUGAAGCUUGUGAAAUUAGAGGAACGUUGCCUACUGAAAUUCGCAACUUAAUUAGCCUCACACAUCUUGAUCUUCCUUGGAAUUUGCUCUCUAGUCCCUUACCUGAUACAUUAUGGAAAUUGAAGCAUCUAACAUACCUCGACCUGAGCUCUAAUUUACUUGGAAAUUCUUUACCACUGGGGAUUAUGAAUCUAUCAAGCUUAUCAACACUGCACCUUAAUAAUUGUUCACUAAGUGGUCCAAUACCCAGUGAAUUAGGGAAUUUAACUACUUUAAAUGGAUUAUCUCUUGAAUCUAAUUUACUUUCUGGAUUAAUACCACAUGAUAUUGGGAAACUAGUCGACUUAGAGUACCUUGAACUCUCUAUUAAUUCCUUUGAGGGUGAUAUUACUGAGUUUCACCUUUCCAACCUAACCAAACUAAAGGCUUUGAUCUUGUCUGAAAACCCCUUCCUUACCAUAGCAAUAGACCACAAGUGGACCCCUCCUUUUCAAUUAAAGUUAAUUAGCCUUGGUUCUUGUAAGUUAGGACCUAGAUUUCCUACAUGGCUUCGUUCACAACAAUCCAUCAGGUUUAUGCACUUGUACAAUACAAGUAUAGAGGGCAACUUACCUGAAUGGUUUUGGAACUCUUUUUCUACCAUUUAUUUUUUAGAUCUCUCCCAUAAUAAAAUUAGUGGUACUUUGCCAGUAUCCCUAGAGAGUUUGACUGAUAUAUAUUAUUUAAAUUUUGGUUCGAAUUUACUAGAAGGUCCAAUUCCUCAUUUGCCACCCAAACUAAGUUUGCUAGAUCUAUCUGAUAAUGCAUUUUCAGGGUCGUUGCCUCCAACAUUAUUCACACCACAAUUAGAAUAUUUAAUUCUCUCAUAUAAUCAAAUUAAUGGAAGCAUACCAUCUAGUAUAUGUAAUUUUCUUACAUUUCAACACCUCAAUUUAUCAAACAAUCAAAUAUCCGGAGAAAUUCCCCAGUGUUGGCAGGAGGGUUCAUCUCUUUAUUAUAUUAGUUUAGGAAACAAUAUGCUCUUUGGAGAAAUUCCAAGCUCUCUUGGAAACUUGAUGAGACUUGAGUUUUUGCACUUGAAUAACAAUAAUCUAAAAGGGCAUCUUCCAUCGUCAUUGCAAAAUUGCAAUCAGCUAUUGGUUGUUGAUCUUGGCGACAACAAAUUCUCUGGAAAUAUACCUUUGUGGAUUGGGCAAAGUUGGCAAUGGUUACGCAUUCUUCAAUUGGGCUCAAAUAUGUUUAAUGGCAAUAUUGAUCCACAACUUGGGUAUUUGGGAGAUCUGCAAAUUAUCGACUUUGCAAAUAACAAAUUAUCAGGAUUAAUACCACAUUCCUUUGGAAAUUUCAGCACACUGAUUUCGACAUUAGUAGAACCACUUCCAUCCUUUGGAUUUGACGAAAUGGCAAUAUUAGAGACAACGCCAGUUUCUAGCGGAAGUGAAAGUAUUACUCUAGACACAAAAGGAAGCCAACUUACCUAUUCAUCUAUCCUUUAUCUUGUGAAGAGUAUAGACCUUUCAAACAAUGAAUUGACAAAUGAGAUUCCUGAAGAAUUAGGAUAUCUUGCUGGACUCCAGACUUUGAAUUUAUCAAGGAAUUACUUCAAAGGAAAGAUCCCAGAUAGCAUCAGUGGAAUGAGUUCAUUGGAAACUUUGGAUUUGUCUUUUAAUAAUUUAUCAGGGGGUAUUCCUCAAGGCGUGUCACAAUUAAAUGCUUUGAACCAUUUGAAUUUAUCUUAUAGCAACUUGUCUGGAAAUAUUCCUUAUAGAAAUCAGCUUCAAACACUAGAUGAUGCAUCCAUUUAUAUUGGCAAUCCUUAUCUUUGUGGAGACUUAUUAAACAAGAGUUGCUUUCCUAGGAACAAUCCUAUCAUUGUGUCAAGCAAAGAACAUGCAAUGUUUUCCCCAGUGCUAAUAAUCUAUCUUAGUAGUGCACUUGGAUAUUUUGUUGGCUUGUGGAGUGUGUUUGUUCUUUUAUUAUUUAAGAAAAAAUGGAGGUACUCUUAUUUUAAGAAGGUUGAUGAAAUUUAUGAUAAAGUUUAUGUGGCAAUCAAGGUAAGAUUUAAUAGAAUAGUGAAUAGUUAGUUUUUUUUUAGAAAAAAUAAAGUUUAUGAGGAAUGUAAUAUUAAAAUUGUGAGCUUUUCGUUGUAAGCAUGAUAUUUUUAAAAAAAUGUAUGUUUGUGAUAUAUUGUAAAUGAAGUAUAUUAUGGUUAUGAUGUUA
Messenger RNA from Zingiber officinale, 3335 nucleotides. Its product is annotated as receptor-like protein 46. The record is from RefSeq and is a predicted model, not a curated record. Lineage: Eukaryota; Viridiplantae; Streptophyta; Magnoliopsida; Zingiberales; Zingiberaceae. Bases 143 to 3199 code for a protein of 1018 amino acids. Gene Ontology annotation, molecular function: protein binding. The transcript has a single exon.